CGGUUUGUUCGCGGUGCGGUUGUGUUUUUGAGCUGCUGCGGCGGCAGCGAACGUUUUUCGCCGUUUUGCCUUGCCAGGCCGGUUUCGAAUUUGAUUGAAAAAAUUUGUUAUUUGUCAGCUAUGCAAAAUUUUCUAAACACACACACACACAAGCGCCAAAAGAAGAGGCAACGAACUCGUGCAGCGACGCCCAAGAAUGGAACAGAGCAAGGCAACAUGAAAAUUACAGCAACAACGAACUCUGAAAAGAAGUAGAGAAGAAGAAGACAAGACGCCGUGCCGAUGCAGAUGCCGAUUGCCCCAACAGUACAACAGUAUUUUAUUAGCGAGUGUUGUUGUCAUAUACACAUGCGCCCCAUGAACUGAACUUUUAUGUUCAAACAUCAGCAUAUGUAGAGCUCAAGCCACACAAUUCAAAAGUCGACGCUGACGACGCUCUUUAGCGGAGCGGAGAAUAUACAUUUUAAUUUAUUUUGUGAUAGUUUCUAGUUUAUUUGUAAGCUUUAAAGAAACCAAACAACGAUUGCAAGCCAAAAAGAAAACCAAUAUCGAAAUAUCCAAAAAAUCCGGAAACGAAACGAAUCGAAACACAAGCUACAAAUUGUAAUAAUAAUGAUGCAUUCCACAAGCACAAUUGGUGUGAAGACGAUCUACAAUAUGGGAAGACCGUAUUUGCUGGCCUUGCUGUUGAUCGGCUGCCUGGCAUAUCCGGCCUGCAUUGAGGCCUGCUCCAGCCGCACGGUGCCCAAGCCGCGUCCUUCCAUAUCGUCGUCCAUGUCGGGAACAGCAUUGCCGCCCAGUCAGGCCCCAGCAACCACAACCACUGUGCGCACCACAACGACGACCCCCAGGCCCAACAUAACAUUCCCCACGUACAAGUGCCCAGAGACAUUUGAUGCCUGGUACUGCCUGAACGAUGCCCAUUGCUUUGCCGUGAAGAUCGGCGAUCUUCCGGUAUACAGCUGCGAGUGCGCUAUCGGAUUCAUGGGUCAGCGGUGCGAGUACAAGGAAAUCGACGGGUCCUAUCUGCCCAAGCGUCCGCGUCCCAUGCUCGAGAAGGCCAGCAUUGCGAGUGGUGCGAUGUGUGCACUGGUCUUUAUGCUGUUCGUAUGCCUCGCAUUCUACCUCCGAUUCGAGCAGCGCGCUGCCAAGAAGGCCUACGAGCUGGAACAGGAGCAGGAGGAGGAUAAUGAGUAUGAUCAAUGCGAUGAUCCGAAUCAAUGCGAGUGCUGCCGCAAUCAAUGCUGUGCUGCCGGCGACGAGCCUCUCGUCCAGGAACGCAAGUUGCCCUAUCACAUGCGGCUGGAGCAUGCCCUUAUGUCGUUUGCCGUACGGCGCACCACAAAAUUGUGAAUGAAUUGGACACGGACAGGAAUAUGCCUUGGGUAACAGAAAAACUGUUCCAUUCAACGAAUUUUAAAUGUGCUUUAGUCAAAAGUCCAAAUUCCUAUUUACUAAUUGUUAAUUGUAAGCUGUCCACAUGCUGUCCACAGUUCACAGUGAAAAAGAUCUUGUCUACUAUAGAAGAUAAUUCCACUUUCUCAAUCCAGACAAAUGCCUACUAGAGCAAGCCUUUGUAUUAUCAAAUCGAAUGUAUUUUACGCUACUUACGCUGGCUAUUUAUUUUAUCCUGAUAUACGUAUCCACACACACACACACACAAACAAUGAAAAACACGCGCCAAGUAUUAUUUAUUGCGAGGAAGAAAUAUAUAUAUUAUUUAAACAAAAUCUGAAUAAACAUAAGAAACUGCACGAUGCAAAUGAA
Drosophila obscura is the source of this 1767-nucleotide messenger RNA. RefSeq names its product protein spitz. Gene Ontology annotation, biological process: epidermal growth factor receptor signaling pathway. The coding region runs from base 613 to 1353 and encodes 246 amino acids. Gene Ontology annotation, molecular function: receptor ligand activity; epidermal growth factor receptor binding. NCBI's taxonomy places the organism in Eukaryota, Metazoa, Arthropoda, Insecta, Diptera, Drosophilidae. The record is from RefSeq and is a predicted model, not a curated record. The transcript has 3 exons.